This is a messenger RNA of Hibiscus syriacus, 595 nucleotides long. Its product is annotated as ethylene-responsive transcription factor 12-like. The transcript has 2 exons. The record is from RefSeq and is a predicted model, not a curated record. Lineage: Eukaryota; Viridiplantae; Streptophyta; Magnoliopsida; Malvales; Malvaceae. Gene Ontology annotation, molecular function: DNA binding; DNA-binding transcription factor activity. The coding region runs from base 30 to 518 and encodes 162 amino acids. Gene Ontology annotation, biological process: regulation of DNA-templated transcription.
CUUCGAUUUUUCGUUGUUUUCCAUCUUUCAUGGCGUCUUCAAGUGAAGGACACUACAGGGGAGUAAGGAAGAGGCCAUGGGGAAGAUACGCCGCCGAAAUACGCGACCCAUGGAAGAAAACUCGGGUUUGGUUGGGUACAUUUGACACACCUGAAGAAGCCGCACUCGCUUACGACGGCGCCGCUCGAUCCCUCCGUGGUUCCAAAGCUAAAACCAACUUCCCCACGACCCCAUCAUCUUUACCUCCGCCGCCGUCGGCACUAUCUAUGGGUCUCAACCUCGCCUCUCUCCGUCGUUGGCCUUUAGCUUCAGCUAACCAUCAUCACCGUUUAGCCUCCAUGGGUGAGUUUCUGCAAACUGGGGUUAUCAAAGAAAUGUCAUCCACGGGACCAUCUGGUGUUGUUGGUGUUUCAACCGGUCCUCCGGUUCCGGGAAAUGGGUCCGCGACGUCGUUUAUGGGGAUUGUUCGACGUGGUUUGCCUAUUGAUUUGAAUGAACCGCCACCUCUGUGGCUGUGAAAUGUUGUUUUCUCAGUCAUUUUUAGGUUUUAUUUUUAACUUUAAACGAUUUUUAGGGGAAUUUGGCUAAUCUUUUU